UUGUAAUUUUCUUUGCUACGUCACAACAGGGCUGGAUCAACACCUGGUUUCUCUGAAGCUGUUUUUGUGGCAAGAUAUAAACCCCAAACUAAGUAAUUUUGAAAAGAAAAUAUCAAUGGACACCGAUUUUUAUCAUCUUUAAAUUAAACUGCAGAGCAAUGAAGCAUCUCUUGAUUUGCUUGUUAUUUUUCAAAUUUAUCUGUCCCUGGUCGACGGAGGCCGUCGGAGUCUUGACAGAAGAGGAAGAUCUCGAGGAAAAUAAUGGGGACUCCGGCUGGGCAAGCUUCGAGACCAAAUUUGGGAAACUGAUCAAAAGAUCUCAGCUGUCCUCCUCUACUACGGAAGAGGCGUGGACGGGCAGGUGGAUGCCCGAGAGAACCAGCACGAAAAAGCCUUCAACAUCUGAAGAGCCAUGGACUGGCCGAUGGCUACCAGAACAAACAACCCAAAAGUUCCAUCAGGCCCAAGUAGCCGAAGGUGGCCAGUUAAAAAGUCAAUUCUCGCCAAACUACAAGGAAAUCGACCUGUCCUACCUUCGGUCAGACUCCAUGGGCAGACCGGACAAGGACUGUGAUGACGGAAAGACCAAUAUCACAAUUGACUGGGACCAGUCUCCGAUCAACUUCACUUGUUACAAUCCACUUCACCGAUAUGAGCCAAACUACAAAUAUCCGGCAGAAUUGGAAGAGGACUUAAUUCCUCCAGCUUAUAAAGCUGCUCAUCUUUGUAUGGAUUAUCGAAUUGACUACAGCAAAAAUAUCCCAACCUACGGAACACAUCGACCCCUGUGGCCUAGGUAUGGUGAAUACAAAUUCUUGCCAAAACAGCGGUGGCUUCACAAUUUGGAGCAUGGUGCAGUUGUGAUGCUUUACCACCCAUGCGCGCACGCAGUGGAAGUGAACCGAGUUCGAAAAAUUCUAACCGGCUGCAUCCGUCGCCACAUUAUCACCCCGUACACCCUGAUGGAGGAGGAUCGUCCGAUUGUGUUGGUAGCGUGGGGCGCCAAACUGUCCAUGUCCUGGGCCAACGCAGACAUCAUCCGAAACUUCAUCAGCAUUUACGCUUUCAAGGCGCCCGAGGGCAACAACGCCCGCGAUGGUCAAUUCGACCACAUGCUAGAGGUUCCUGCCCAGGUUAUUUCUGGCUCGGACUUAAAUGAUUCCAACAUUUGUCCUGGGCAGUGGUUCUAGUUAUUUUAUUUCCCUUUGGUCUCUACUAAAUUUCUUGCUUUUAUCAAAGACUUUGCAUUUGUUAACACUUUUGUUUGCUGGCUGUGUAAUUGAAAUUCAAUGUUAAUUUUAAAUCUGAUUUUUAUGCUGGUUUCAGAAAUGAUGCUAAUAAUAUUUUUUGUACUUAACGUAAAAUCAGAAUAUUAUAUAAAUUUAGCAAUGAUUUGUUUGUUUAAUUCAUGAUUUAAGACAAAAUAUACAAGAUUCUAAGAUUAAAA
This is a messenger RNA of Neocloeon triangulifer, 1447 nucleotides long. RefSeq lists its product as uncharacterized. Gene Ontology annotation, cellular component: cytoplasm. The transcript has 8 exons. Lineage: Eukaryota; Metazoa; Arthropoda; Insecta; Ephemeroptera; Baetidae. The coding region runs from base 159 to 1190 and encodes 343 amino acids. The record is from RefSeq and is a predicted model, not a curated record.